AGAGUUUCAACUUCAAAUAAAUCGCCAACACAGCGAAGCAAAGCCCAAUUAGCUCCUUCGCAGUUGGCUCUGUGCUCCUCAAAUUCUCCGUCCUAUUCUCAUUUGCUUGCUCUGCUUCUUCUUCUUCUAUAAAUCCAAUCUCUGUCUCCCUCUGUUCUCUCACCUUCCCCUUUACUUUCCUGAAAUUACCCAUUUCUGGUUAGUUUCUGCGAAAAUAAAGGGACCAGAAGGCAUCAAUGGCAACAAUUUUCCGUGGAUUAGGAGCUGCUACGGCUUUAACAGCUUCUAAUUCCUUCGAUUUUAAGAAAUUACAGCUCACCUCUCCCAGAUCCUUUUCGGAGAGAAAGGCGAGCCUUCUCGUGGUCAGAUCUGAUGGGAGCAGGAACCUCAACCUAGGUUCUGAUUCAAGAACUCGCAGGGUCGAGCAGUUGAUUACCAAUGCUGUUGCGACGAAGGCUGAGAAUUCUGCUGCUUCCUCGGCAGCUAAAUCUGGACAUGAACUUCUACUCUUUGAGGCCCUAAGAGAAGGCUUGGAAGAAGAAAUGGACAGAGAUCCCACUGUUUGUGUCAUGGGCGAAGAUGUGGGUCAUUAUGGAGGUUCUUACAAGGUGACGAAAGGCCUGGCAAAUAAAUAUGGGGAUCUCAGAGUCCUUGAUACCCCUAUUGCUGAGAACUCAUUCACUGGUAUGGGUAUAGGUGCUGCCAUGACUGGCUUGAGGCCAGUUGUUGAGGGUAUGAACAUGGGGUUUCUCCUUCUAGCUUUCAAUCAGAUCUCAAAUAACUGUGGCAUGCUUCACUACACAUCAGGUGGACAGUUUAAAAUACCCAUAGUUAUUCGUGGACCUGGUGGAGUUGGGCGGCAACUGGGUGCUGAGCACUCACAACGCCUUGAAUCAUAUUUUCAAUCAAUUCCUGGAAUCCAAAUGGUUGCAUGCUCGACCCCUUAUAAUGCCAAGGGCUUGAUGAAAGCAGCAAUCCGAAGUGAGAACCCAGUGAUACUUUUUGAACAUGUUUUGCUUUACAACCUCAAGGAGAGAAUCCCUGAUGAAGAAUAUAUCUGUAAUCUUGAGGAAGCUGAGAUUGUUAGGCCUGGAGAGCAUGUCACUAUUUUAACCUACUCAAGGAUGAGAUAUCAUGUGAUGCAGGCUGCCAAAACUUUAGUGAACAAGGGAUAUGAUCCUGAGGUGAUUGAUAUCAGAUCACUGAAACCUUUUGAUCUCUACACAAUUGGGAAUUCUGUGAAGAAGACGCAUCGUGUGCUGAUUGUGGAGGAAUGCAUGAGAACCGGUGGCAUUGGCGCUAGCUUGACUGCAGCUAUCACUGAAAAUUUCCAUGACUAUUUGGAUGCGCCAAUUGUAUGCUUGUCUUCACAGGAUGUACCAACCCCCUAUGCUGGGACAUUGGAGGAGUGGACUGUAGUUCAACCUGCCCAGAUCGUGACUGCAGUUGAGCAGAUAUGCCAGUAAUUACAGAAGAAUAAAUAGUUGUAACCACUUUGGUAGAGUAAUCAUGUUCAACAAAAUACUUUUCAGCUGUGUUUCAUCAUUUAAUUUCAUAUUGUAUUAGCAAUUUUGUGUUGAACUUUGCAGUUGUCCAUCGCGAUGAGGCUCUUCAAUUCUUGUUUUUCUUCAUGGUAGACUCAUAAUUUGCAGUGAAUUGUGGGAUUCUCAUCUCUACUAAGGUUUUACCGAGAGGAAUUAUGUAAUUCUAGCCUAAUUGGCAGUGAAGAAUGUCAAAUGCUAAAAUGAUAUUAGUCACUUGCAGUUAAAUUAACUGGAAGUGACAAUUCAUAUUCUUCAGCUUUA
Molecule: messenger RNA, 1805 nt
Organism: Manihot esculenta (cassava)
Lineage: Eukaryota; Viridiplantae; Streptophyta; Magnoliopsida; Malpighiales; Euphorbiaceae
Product: pyruvate dehydrogenase E1 component subunit beta-3, chloroplastic
Exons: 4
Coding region: 237-1466 (409 amino acids)
Biological process (GO): pyruvate decarboxylation to acetyl-CoA
Molecular function (GO): pyruvate dehydrogenase (acetyl-transferring) activity
Source: RefSeq, a predicted model, not a curated record